This is a messenger RNA of Lingula anatina, 1173 nucleotides long. Its product is annotated as iodotyrosine deiodinase-like. Gene Ontology annotation, molecular function: oxidoreductase activity. NCBI's taxonomy places the organism in Eukaryota, Metazoa, Brachiopoda, Lingulata, Lingulida, Lingulidae. Gene Ontology annotation, cellular component: plasma membrane. The record is from RefSeq and is a predicted model, not a curated record.
UAUCAAAACUUCAGACCAAUGAGCCUUCGGACUAGCAUGGACAAAAUUACGUAAUUAUGUCCAAGGGACUAGCAACAGUAGCGACUGUGGCGAGACUCUGUUUUGUAUCAUAUGCAAGACGAGCCUGUUCUGCCGGGUUUGGCGUGACUCCAACGAGCCGACAAGAGACUGUCCCUCUCAAACUGUUCUCAUAAUACAUGUGCUGAAGCCGUAUAAACACACUGUUUGGAGAGAAGGAAAAGUCACUGGUUGGAACUACCUAACUACAUGAUCAUGAGCGCAGUGGUGACAAAUUACUUAAGGGAACAUCUACCUUAUAGCACUGGCGUCUUAAUAGUAGUCAUUACGGUUGUGGUGCUGCGUUCGAUUUUGAUGAAAUUUGUGGGAAUUCCAACUUUAAAGAAAGACUUCCUAUCGCACACAGAAGAUGUCGACCCAACGGUCUCCAACGGGGAAGAUGCAGGUGACUCGAUACACAACGAUCACGGUGGUGACGAUGACGCUCCACGGGUGGCUUUCAACCCCCAGUGUUACCCCAAGUCACAGAUGAUUGAGCGAGCUCGGAGGUUUUACGAAAAUAUGAACGCUCGGAGGUCCGUGCGGAGUUUAAGUUCUGAGCCCGUCCCUUUGGAUGUGAUACAAAAUAUCAUUCGAACUGCAGGAACAUCUCCUAGCGGCGCCCACACAGAGCCCUGGACAUUUGUAGUGGUUAGUAACAAGGGGAUAAAAGCUCAAAUCCGGCAAAUCGUGGAGGCGGAAGAGGAGAUAAAUUAUAGGAAACGCAUGGGAAAUAAAUGGGUGGAGGACUUGAAAAAGUUAAAGGUCAACUGGGAGAAACCUUACCUGGAUGUGGCCCCAUAUCUUAUUAUAGUGCUGAGACAGGCUUACGGCCUCGGUGAGAACGGAGAGAGGAAAACCCACUAUUACAACGAGAUCAGCGUGUCCAUCGCGGUGGGGCUGCUGCUCGCGGCCGUUCAGAACGCUGGUCUUGUGACAGUGACCACUACCCCAAUGAACGCUGGACCUGCACUGCGCACGCUGCUGGGACGCCCCGUUAAUGAGAAGGUGGUGGUGCUGCUACCAGUAGGGUAUCCGGCAAAGGACGCCACCGUUCCAGACUUAAAGAGAAAAGAACUAGAUAAAAUUAUGGUACUUUUGGACUAAAUCAUUUUA